AUGAUAGCCCAGCAUAGCUGGAUAACUGUGGGUGGCAAAGGAUAUUCUGCACGGGGCAUGUAUGUUCAUCUCAAGUGGCUGCUCUUACUAUCAGGGUCUUGCAUCAAAACUGUCAAUUUCCUCACCCAUGAGGAAGAAGCCCCUGGUACCCUCAUCAGUGUUCUCUUUGACUAUGUUCAGUUUGAUUCCCAGAAUAAGGUGCCAAGCUACUUCCGCCUGAUUAUGUUCAUCAGCUCUCUGGUCCGGGUGCGUGAGGGCGACGGCCACCUGACUGUCGGGGACGCAGGCCUUGACUGCGAACGGCUGUGCGGCCAAGCCCCGCAGUGCGUGCUGGCCUUAGACUUGGUCAGCUUCUCCCAGGAGCAGUUCCGGCUGGUGCACGUGGAGGUGGAGGUGAGGGAAGUCAACGACCAAGCACCGUGCUUCCCUCGGGCCCAGAUCCCUGUGGAGGUGUCCCAGCGCACGGCGGUGGGCACGCGCAUCCCCCUGGAGGUGCUGGCGGACGAAGACGUGGGGCCUAAAGGUCUGCAGACCAUGCGCCUGACCGAGCCAAACAGCCCCUUCAGCGUGGAGCUGCAGACGCGUGCGGACGGCGCCCGGUGUGCAGAUCUGGUGCUGCUGCAGGAGCUGGACCGCGAGAGCCAGGCCGCCUACAGCCUGGAGCUGGUGGCCCAGGACGGCGGCCGCCCACCGCGCUCUGCCACCGCAGCCCUCGGCGUGCGCGUGCUGGACGCCAACGACCACAGCCCGGCCUUCCCCCAGGGCGCCGUGGCCGAGGUGGAGCUGGCGGAGGACGCGCCCGUGGGCUCGCUGCUCCUGGACCUGGACGAGGCCGACCCGGACGAGGGCCCCAACGGUGACGUGGUGUUCGCCUUUGGCGCGCGCACCCCACCGGAGGCGCGCCUCCUGUUCCGGCUCGACCCACUCUCGGGCCGCCUCACUCUGGCGGGGCCGGUGAACUUCGAGCGCCAGGACACCUACGAGCUGGACGUGCGGGCGCAGGAUCGUGGUGCUGGGCCGCGCGCUGCUACCUGCAAGGUCAUAGUGCGCAUCCGCGACGUCAACGACAACGCUCCCGACAUCUCCAUCACUCCUCUGGCUGCCCUGGGCGCUCCAGCCUCCUCGCCCUUUGCAGCCGCCGCUGUCGCCGCUGCCCUCGGGGGUGCGGACGCCACCUCGUCGGCGGGCCCCGGGACGCCUGAGGCCGGAGCCACUUCGCUGGUGCCGGAGGGGGUGGCGCGCGAGAGCCUGAUGGCGCUGGUCAGCACCUCGGACAGGGACUCGGGCGCCAACGGGCAGGUGCGCUGCGCCCUCUACGGGCACGAGCACUUUCGGCUGCAGCCAGCCUACACGGGCAGCUACCUGGUGGUGACCGCGGCGUCCCUAGACCGCGAGCGCAUCGCCGAGUACAACCUGACGCUGGUGGCGGAGGACCGUGGCGCGCCUCCGCUGCGCACAGAGAGGGCCUACACCGUGCGAGUGGGCGACGAGAACGACAACGCGCCACUCUUCACGCGGCCAGUCUAUGAGGUGUUGGUGCCCGAAAACAACCCGCCCGGGGCCUACCUGGCCACCGUGGCCGCCCGGGACCCAGACCUGGGCCGCAAUGGCCAGGUCACCUACCGUCUGGUAUAGGCCGAGGUGGGCCGCUCCGGGGACGCCGUGUUCACUUAUAUCUCUGUGGAUCCGGUCACUGGGGAGCUGCGCGCUCGACGGGGCUUUGACCCCGAGGAGCUGGCCGAACUGUCUCUCCACAGCUAUGAGGAGUCUCUUACGGUUGCACUUGGAGGAUCUGAAGGACCAUGCACCUCGCUUGGUGGCCCCACUACUCUUCAAUGAUUCAGCCCAAGUGCCUCUGGCCCCGGGACGCGCCUUUGGGCUAUCUCGUGUCCACACUGAAGGCAGAAGACAAAGGACUCCAAAGCUGAGCUGAUUUACACUCUCCUCCGGAGUGACAGGGGUCCCGGGGUAGUGGCGCUGCAGCCAAUUACAGAUGAGCUGUCCUUGCAGCUCUGCCUGUCCCCGCAGCCCUCUGGCCCCCUGACAGUGGUCAUCAUGGUGCGGGACAGGUUGGCCUACCCUGCCUUGCAUUGCCACACUGCUUCUCGUGCCCGCGGGCCCAGUGCCACCUGGCGGUAAAGUAGUGCUGGUGCCUACGCCACCGCCAAGGGAGCCAGGAAAGGGACCGGAAGUGAGAAGCACAGAGCAGGCAGACUGAGGCAGCAGCCUGACCUUUCUGUAGUCUGGGUCGGUGUCUUGGCCAGAGGCUGAAACCUUCUGCCAGUAGCCAUUGUUAGUGUGACUUGUUUCUGCCAGGGCAAGGCUAGGUCGCAGAGGAAGAAGCUUUGUGAGCGCUAGCCAAGUGGGUAUCAGGCGAGGACUGACCAAGCUGCUCCAAGUCAGAGAAAUUUAAGAGCUAAUCCUGAGGACUUCAACUGGACAUUCUUCAUGGAGUCACCGCUGUUCUCCAUUUCUGCAGAGAUCCUGAAUAUCUUUGUGUCCCUCUCCUCAGGAGAGGACUGGGAUCCCACUUGCCCAGGUAGAGCAUCUUUUGGCCUGUUAUUGUCCUCAUGAACGUUACUAGAUUUUCAUGUCGGGGGCCUCAUGAAAAUUCAAUGUCUGAUCAUGUCUGGGUCUUCAAGUGGUUAAUUUUGGGGGAGGGGACUUGUAUAGGUAC
This is a messenger RNA of Heterocephalus glaber (naked mole-rat), 2677 nucleotides long. Lineage: Eukaryota; Metazoa; Chordata; Mammalia; Rodentia; Bathyergidae. The record is from RefSeq and is a predicted model, not a curated record.